This is a messenger RNA of Pyricularia pennisetigena, 399 nucleotides long. RefSeq lists its product as uncharacterized. Bases 1 to 399 code for a protein of 132 amino acids. Lineage: Eukaryota; Fungi; Ascomycota; Sordariomycetes; Magnaporthales; Pyriculariaceae. The transcript has 4 exons. The record is from RefSeq and is a predicted model, not a curated record.
AUGGUGCUGAGUAAGGGCCCGGUAGCAGACGACCAAAAUUUCCUCGUCAACAUCUUAACCGUUGCGGCGUAUAUAUGGUCGAUCGUGGCUCCAGAUUGCCCGACAUACGGCCUGACAAAGAAUGCCGGCACGGCUCUCCUUCAACAAGUCGCCAAGGACUCGAGACCCGACGACAUGCAGAUUAUUAGUUUCCAUCCCGGAGGUGUCCUUACCGAGUCGGCGCGCAACGAAGGCUGCGCUGAAGGCAGCUUUGAUUUUGAUGACGAGGACCUUCCCUGGAAUUUCGCCGUUUGGGCUGCAAGCCCCGAGGCUACCUUUUUUGCAUGGACAGAGGACGAGCAUUUCCUUAAAGUGAGCAUAGAAGGUCUCUCGGAGAAGGAUGGCGGUGCGAGGUUCUAA